This is a messenger RNA of Rubroshorea leprosula, 447 nucleotides long. The record is from the annotation of a GenBank genome assembly. Lineage: Eukaryota; Viridiplantae; Streptophyta; Magnoliopsida; Malvales; Dipterocarpaceae.
GGAUACUGGAUCUAGAAUAAGUUUAGGUCACUUUGAAGUUGUAGUUUCAAAUGUCAUUUCUUGCACUGUGGGCUCCAAUCUUUACUGAAGAAGUUUUGGGUGGUGCGAAUGGGAAGGGUGAAGUUGUGCAGCCGCCAGAAAGAUCUUUCUGGGCCAAAUAUUGGAUGUAUUUGAUCCCUCUUGGACUCAUAGUCAUGAAUGCCAUAACCCAAGCAAUGAAUAUGCCCGAGGAACAGGCUACUAGUCAAUUAGCAUCACAAGCACAGCCAGCUGCAGCAAUGCAGCGUGUAUCGAAUGCUGUAGUGUGCAAAAGAUGACAUUUAACUAUUUUGGGGACAAAUACUGGCUAAAAUUUAUAGUUAGAUUGGGGCUCGGAUUGAUCUUCAUAGGUUCCCAAUUGCAUGAAAAUGUUUAAUUUAUACUAGUGAAUCAAGUUCUUUUUCUUUU